Molecule: messenger RNA, 7692 nt
Organism: Seriola dumerili (greater amberjack)
Lineage: Eukaryota; Metazoa; Chordata; Actinopteri; Carangiformes; Carangidae
Gene: nup98
Product: nucleoporin 98
Exons: 36
Coding region: 250-5772 (1840 amino acids)
Biological process (GO): RNA export from nucleus; post-transcriptional tethering of RNA polymerase II gene DNA at nuclear periphery; protein import into nucleus
Cellular component (GO): nuclear pore; nuclear pore cytoplasmic filaments
Molecular function (GO): structural constituent of nuclear pore
Source: RefSeq, a predicted model, not a curated record
GACACGAAGCUAUCUGGUGGCGUCGAUGUUUCGCUAAAGACACCUUUAUCGCUGAAUAUUUCGGACUGCGAAGCUUUAGCAGUUUUGGAGGAAGGCCGAUAAAGAAACCGAACAGUCAUAACAACGUUGUUAAAGAUCUAGCUGAUGUCACAGCCCUGUUAGCUGCACGUGGAGUGAGGAGUCUCAGUUAACGUUGUCUCCGGCGGUAACGACGGCAGAAGACUUAUGCAGUCCUGCUAGCAGGGCAAGAUGUUCAACAAGUCAUUUGGUACUCCCUUUGGUGGAGGGACGGGGGGAUUUGGCAACGCAUCGACCUUUGGACAGCAAAAUACGGGCUUUGGGACGACGGGGGGCUUUGGGACAUCUGCAUUUGGGACGACCAGCAACACUGGAGGACUGUUUGGCUCCACACAGAAUAAACCUGGCGGUCUGUUCGGGUCCAGUACGUUCAGCCAGCCGCCGACUUCCUCCACCAGCACCGGCUUUGGUUUUGGUGCAGCGAGUGGCACCUCCACCAGCUUGUUUGGCAACACUGGAACAGGCACCAGCGGCGGGCUCUUCUCCCAGCAGAACAAUGCUUUCGGUGCCAACAAACCCACAUCUUUUGGAAGCUUCGGGACGAGCACCAGCAGUGGCGGCGGCUUGUUUGGUUCCACCAACACUGCCUCCAACCCCUUCGGUGGAACAAACUCCCUGUUUGGAGGCUCAGGGUUCUCUGCCACACAGCAGCCAGGAACAACCGUAAAAUUCAACCCUCCCACAGGAAGUGACACAAUGGUGAAAGCUGGUGUGACCACUAGCAUCAACACCAAGCACCAGUGCAUCACAGCCAUGAAGGAGUAUGAGAACAAAUCUCUGGAGGAGCUGAGGUUGGAGGACUACCAAGCCGGCAGGAAGGGCCCGACCAACCAGAUGGCUGCAGGGACAGGCAGUCUGUUUGGUUCAGCCACAGCCACAUCCAGUGCCGCCACCGGUCUGUUUGGCUCCACAGCCCCCAACACCAGCUUCUCCUUCGGACAGAACAAGAGCACUUUCGGAGCUCCAGCGACUGGCGGUUUUGGUGCUACCACAGGUGGUCUUUUCGGCCAGCCGACCCAGCAACAAGCCGGCAGCCUCUUCAAGCCGUUCGGUCAAACCACCACCACACAGAACACUGGCUUCUCCUUUGGGAACACCAACACUAUGGGACAGGCCAACACCAGCACCAUGGGUUUGUUUGGGAACACAGCAGCUUCUCAGUCGGGCGGGUUAUUUGGCGCCGCCCAGACCAGCACCGCCACUGGGUUUGGAACGGGCACUGGGCUGUUUGGGCAACCCAACACUGGAUUUGGAAAUGUUGGAACACAGCAGAGUUUAUUCGGAAAUAAGACGGCGGGGUUCGGCACCACCACCACCAGCGCCCCGUCCUUCGGCACCGGCACCGGGCUCUUUGGCAACAAGCCUGCCCUCACACUGGGAACUGGAACCAACACCUCCACCUUCGGUUUUGGUGCGAACCCCGCUGCAGGGAGUCUGUUCGGGAACAAGCCGGCCACUGGAGGUCUGGGGACCGGACUGGGAACCAGCUUUGGAACAGCAGUGGGCACAGGCCAGCCGUCUCUGUUUGGCAAUAACCAGAACAAACUGGGCACCACACUGGGAACGAUGGGAACAUUCGGAGCGACUGGAUUCAACAGUGGAACCAGCACCCUGGGCUUUGGAGCUCCACAACAACCCGUCGCACUCACUGAUCCGAGCGCAGCGGCCGCCCAGCAGGCCAUGCUUCAGCAGCAGCUCAGUGUUCUGGCGUAUUCACCGUACGGUGACUCACCACUGUUCAGAAACCCGCUGUCAGACCCCAAGAAGAAAGAGGAGCGUCUGAAACCAACCAAUCCGACGGCACAGAAGGCUCUGACCACGCCCACCCACUACAAGCUGACCCCUCGACCUGCAACCAGGGUCCGCCCCAAAGCGCUGACAUCAUCUGGCUCGUCCAAGUCGCAGCUCUUUGAUGGCCUGGAUGAUGACGAGCCCUCGCUCACCAGUGGAGCCUUCAUACCCAGGAAGAGCAUAAAGAAACUUGUGCUGAAGAACCUGAACAGCAGUCAGUACAGCAGUCAGACGGAGGCGGAGCCAGAUGACCUUGCUUCACCCUCAGAGUAUCCACAGAACGGACACAGCCUUAUGGAGGAGGAGGAGGAGCUCAGGGAGCUGGCAGGCCCUAGCAGCCGGGCGGACGAAGACCCCGAGGUCACCCAGUUCUACGUCAAUCCCAUCGCCAAGCCCAUCCCGCAGGGCCGCACCCAGACCAGCCUGCAAGACACCAUCAGUGACCUCAACAUGCACAAACCAGCCAGGAACGGCCUGGAGCUGAGCAGCGAUGACGUGUCGGCAUCUCUGGGGGAGGAGUCUCUGCAGGAGGAGAGAGAGGAGGAGCAGCAGGAGGCUCAACAGUCUCCUCACCCAGCGGGUAUCGUCCUGAACCGUGUUGGUUAUUACACCAUCCCCUCUAUGGAGGAUCUGGCUGAGAUGGUGGAUGAAAACGGAGAGUGUGUGGUGGAAAACUUCACCGUCGGCAGGAAAGGCUACGGCUCCAUCUUCUUCCCCGGCGAGGUGAAUGUGACGGGGUUGAACCUCGACGAGAUUGUCCACUUCAGACGCAAGGAGGUCAUCGUGUACCCCGAUGACAAAAACAAGCCGCCAGAGGGGGAGGGGCUUAACAGACGGGCCGAGGUGACCUUGGAUGGCGUUUGGCCAAAUGACAAAACAUCCUGCACUCAGAUCAGGAGCCCCGAGCGUCUGACCGACAUGAACUACGAGGGUCGGCUGGAGAAAGCCUCUCGUAAACAGGGAGCCCGUUUCCUGGAGUACAGACCCGAGACGGGAUCCUGGGUGUUCGAGGUGGCCCAUUUCUCCAAAUAUGGCCUCCAGGACUCUGACGAGGAGGAGGACGUCCCGCCUAAAGCCGACCCCAAGAAGCUGAAGACGAUGAUGUCACUUCCUCCACCCAGGAUGCAGCAGCAACUUCCCCCCUCCCAGCAGCAGGUGGCGCCACAGGCUCAGUCCACCAUCGCCGUGGAUCUUCCCAGCGGCGUGGCGGAGCUGGACAGCGACAUGGCCGACAUUACCCAGAGCUUCCCGGCAGAGAGCAUGCUGGGAGGAGAGGAGGACGGUGACCUGCUGGGGGCGGAGAUGGACACGACGGGUGGGAAGCACGGAGGUCUGAUGUCUGCAGACCACGACGGCAUCUCUGUGUCCAACCACAUAGCGUCAACACUGGGGAUCAACCCGCACACCCUCCAGAUCAUGAAGGCGUCUCUGUUUGCUGAGGAUGAAGAGGAAAGCGACAUGUUCCAGGAUCAGGGAGCGAUGAAGGUCUCCACUGACGUCUCGUCUCCUCGCCUCAUCCUGCCGGGAGCUCAGACUCGACCGUCCGUGGGUGGUCUCCUUCAGGCUCGUUUCACCUCUGGCCUCCUCCCUCAGCUCUCAGACUCUCCCCGCCCUUCCUUCCCUCCUCCCCUGUCACGAGCGUCUCCAGCGUUGGUCGAAUCCCCCCGGUCAUUACACUGGGCGGGAUCAGGCCCCUCCUCCUUCCUGCUGCCCCCUCGGACUCAGGAGCCUUCGGUCAGGACGGUUGGCGUCCGACGGUUGGGCGGCCCCGUCCCAAUCAAAGAGUCGGUCACUCUGGGGAAGGGAGGUUUGUUGAUGGACGCCGGGCUGUUUGUGGGUCGGUCCUUUCGGGUCGGGUGGGGUCCCGGCUGGACGCUGGCGCACUGCGGCCAGCGGCUGAGUUCACUCCCCUCCAAACAGCUGGAUCACCAAGAACUGAGCAAGACGGACUUCAGCUUCCUGCCGAAAUCUGCCAGGAACAAACCGCUGAAAGAAAGCCCCUAUAAGGUGGUGUUGGAGCAGCUGGUGGGUCUGGAGCCUCCAGCCGUGAAGACGAUUGAGGAAGAGGAGGAUGAAGAGAGCCAGGCGGUGCUGCAGCGCCCCCUGGAGAUCUGCCUGGAGCACAGCACCAUCAGCACCACGGAUGCCUCGGCCUGCCCGCUGGUCCAGCCGCAGCUUGGCGUGGCGGCGCUGCACAAAUACGCCAAGUGGAUCACCGAGCUGAACGACAAGCAGGGCGACGCAGACCUCCUCCUGGGGUACUGGGCUGAGGUCUGGACCCUGUGUGAGGCCCUGUGGGGUCGGUUGGGCCCCGCAGACCAGGAGCCAGACAUCGAGACUCCCAGCGACUAUGAGCAGCAGCUGGAGAGGCGGCGGACCUUCUCGGCCUGGCUGUCGCGCGGCGCCACCUGCAGGGUGGAGGACGAGGUGGCUCUGGCGGGGAAGGGUCGCCACACAGAGGCGAUCUUCAGCUACCUGACAGGAAACCGCAUCAGUGAGGCGUGUCGACUCGCACAGAAGGAAGGAGACCACCGUCUGUCCCUGCUGCUGUCUCAGGCCAUGGGCUCUCAGUACUGCCGGGACCUGCUGGCCCUGCAGCUCGCCGACUGGAACCGCAUGCAGACCGACUGCUACCUGCCGGAGGAACGACUGCGCAUCUUCACGCUGCUCGCCGGGAAACCUGUGUGGCAGUCGUCCGACUCUGUGGUGAACGUGUGCUCUCAGUUGGACUGGAAACGCUGCGUGGCCGUUCACCUCUGGUUCAUGUUGCCUCCGACCGCCUCCGUGGCCGACGCCCUCGACAGAUACGAAGCCGCUUUCCAGGGCUCAUGUGAGGGGGGGAAGUACGCCUGUGCCCCCAUGCCUCCGUACCUGGAGGCGGAGCAGCCGGACAUGGACGAGGAGGAGGAGGAAGAGUCUAAACGGCCGCUGUACGACCUGUGCUUCCACCUGCUCAAACUCUACAGUGACAGACACUACAGCUUGCAGCAGCUGUUGGACCCUCUGACGAUCACCUGGGAGCGUCUGGACUACCGUCUGAGCUGGCACCUGUGGGGCGUCCUGCAGGCGCUGCACUACAGCCACCUGAGCACCUCGCGGCAGGGACUCCUCCACGCCAGCUACGCCGCACAGCUGGAGAGCGCCGGCCUCUGGCACAUGGCCGUCUUCAUCCUACUGCACAUCCCCGACCACAUUCAGCGGGAGCGAGCAGUGAGGGAGAUGUUGACCCUCCACUGCCCCCUGCAGGAGACGGACGAGUCCGUCCGGAGGGAGCGCUUCCUGACCGAGAGGCUGCUGAUCCCGGAGCAGUGGAUCCACGAGGCCAAGGCCACCCGAGCCCGACGAGACGCCGACAGACACCAGGAGGCCCUGCACCUGUACCGGGCCGGAUACUGGAGCCAGUGUCACCGGCUGCUGAUCCAACAUCUGGCCUCAGAAUGCAUCAUCAACGACAAUCACGACUACCUGCUGGAGUUCCUGGAGGGGCUGGCGGUCCCUGAACACAGCACCACCAUCCAGGACUGGGACACUGCAGGGAGAGUUUACCUGGACUACAUAAGAGUCAUAAAGACUCUGCAGGACAUCCAGCAGAUGGAAAACGCCGGCUACGAGCUGGAGCGUCUCUACAGCGAUGUCACGUCUCUCUGCAGCAGAAUCGAACUUCUGCCCUGCAGCACCGCCAGAGACCGCCUCGCCCAAUCAGAAAUGGCAAAGCGCGUGGCCAACAUCCUGCGCGUGGUGCUGAGCCUGCAGCAGGGCGACGCCGCGUCCGACUCCCUCAGCAUCCCACUCGCCCAGCUGGCGCCGCACAUCACCCGCCUGCCGAUGCCGGAGGACUACACGCUGGAGGAGCUGCGAGGCCUCACGCAGUCGUACCUGCGACAGCUCAUCGUCAGCCAGUGAGAGCGCAGGACGGCAGACAUGUUGUUACAUCAGUGAAGGUGUGAAAAGUUGUUUAGGUGUUGUAACUGAGCUGCUCAGACAUCAUGAAAUCCUGACGCAGAAACUUUUUCCAACAACAAAAAGGAGCAAAAAGAAAGAACUUGUAGUUUCUGAGUCUUCGACCGAUCGAACCUGCAGCUGCUUCACUUCGGUUCUGGACGUCGUCUGUUUGAAUGUUUGUAGAGAACGGGCACAAAGCUUCGACGUGUCAUUCCUCACUGUGUGUGUGUGUGUGUGUGUGUGUGUGUGUGUGUGUGUGUGUGUGUGUGGAUCCAGGGGAGCGUUUUAAAACAUGAUCAACAGUAAACGACACAGAGCGACUCAGAGAUCAGACCAGUGACGUUCUGUCAGUUUUAAAUCUCACAUCUCACUUUACUUCAGUUGUUUUAGAGCAGUGGUUCCCAAACUAAGGUUGGGGCCCCCGACAGGGUGCAUGGGGUCACAAGAUGAUUGACAGGAAAACAGAAAAAGUUUUGUUUCAACAAAUCUUUAUUUUUUCUGUUUUUUGAAUUCCUGGAUUAUUUUACCUCAAAAAAAUUAUUUAAAUAUAAAACGAGAGCGGUAAUCACUUUUCUGUAGAACCGGUUCUAACUGGUUAACUUGUUAACUCGUUGACUGGUUAACUUAUUAACCGGUUAACUGGUUAGCUGAGACAUUGUUUUGUUUAAAGGGUUCACAGGUGGAGAAGACUGAGAGUCACUGUUUCAGACAUUUGAAUCCACUGAUUCUGCUGCGUCUUGGAUUCUACUGGUUUCCAUUUAUUUCUGUUUGGUGUGGAAAGUCUUGAAACUUACUCAUUACAUUUAUGAAUAGAGCUGCAACUAAUGAUUGUUUUCUUUAUAGAUUAAUCUGUUGAUCAUUUUCCUGAUCAAUCGAUGACAUGUUUAAUCUAUAAAUGUUGAAAAGUGACAGGGACUUCUUCUCAAUUUACUGUCUUAUCAAACAGAAGCUUAAGCCAGAGAAUAUCAAGUAACUGAAACACUUAAUUGAUCAUCCAGUAUUAAUUUUCUGUUGAUUGAUUAAUCGAGAGCCACAUUUGAUUUUCACUUUGCAGAAAUGAAUAGAAACCAAUAGACGUCUGCAGCAGGAGAUAAAAACUGUCAGUGAAGACGUGAAGCAUCUAAAACGUAGAAACACGCUGGUCUGGCUCUUCUUUUGAAAUGAUCAGCUGAUCGCUUUAUUUGUUGGCGUUGAGGAAAACAUGGAGGUCGGAUUAAAAUUAGCUUCACACUCAUUUUUCAGUUGUUUAUUAUUUUUGAAAUGUUCCCCAAACACAUCUCCUCUCCAACAACUGAGAGCUCGUUAUGUUUUCAUUCGUAGAUUUGGUUUUAUUAUAAGUCAAUAAAAACAGCCGUUAGCUUAGCAUCUGUUCAUCUGUCAAUAUGUGAAUAAAGACGAUCUAUGGUAAUAUUAAAGAGCGGCGACGUUGUAUAAACGGGUUCGAUGUGCACAAAGACGACUCAGAGGAAAACUCAACAUGCAAAGUGUAAAAUGCCGAAUGGUCUAUUUUUGUAGAUUUCUUGUUUUUCUGUUUGGUUUGAAUGUAAAUCGAACGUGUGUGUAACCAGACUUAAACAACAACAAACAAACAAGUGGUUGUUUUUUUUUUUUGUUUGUUUUUUUAGUAGCACUUCAUCUGAGUUCUUGUUUUCUACAGUGAAGCGUUUCCUUCCAAACGAGUCGCCAACCAGAGAUUUCACUGCAUGUAAUUAUAUAAAUAUUGUAUAUUUUUGAAAAUCAAACAGGGAACAUCAGGUCAUUUUUAUCCUCCACCUUUAAUUCUUAAUAAAUUGGAUGCAUAAUGCUUUGGAAAGAAACCCUUCACUUAUUGAUCAGUUGAUUGAUUGGUCAUUUUGCUUUUGGUUGUCAGUUUGCCAAGAA